AGUAGGUGGCGCAGUGAGGUUGGGAUUUGGUGGAGUUGAACCAGUCGACUACAGAUUAUGUCUCACAACCGUCAAGUUAGAAAGAAAAGACCAAAACAAGCCACUAUACCGGAACAUAGAAUAUAUCUUCCUUUCAAAAUACAAGCACAUUAUUAACUCGUUUUUCAAAGAACAAAUGAUUUAGCCUGAAUCCACUGGCGGUUGUCCAAAUAUAUGUCCAAUAUCCAUGCACAAUCCCUGAUUCAGGUGCACAUCGAAGUCUGUUUCAAUGUUUACAGUUAGCUCUAUAGCUUUGAUGGAAAGUCACACAUAAUUGAAUAUACAUUGAAAUGUAUUCCCUGUUAUACAUCAAAAAAACUCUGAACAAAUUGUUUUGUAUUGGUGGUUAGUGACUUCAGUAAUUGAUCAGAUUUCAGCUGACCACACAUGCAGCCUGUCAGGAUAAUGUGUGGAGGUACCUGCAUGUAGCUGUUAUCAUUUAGCUUCAAGUUUUAUCUUUUACCCUAAACAUCUUCAUGGUCCGAGACCUCGGACAACUCCGUUGGCUAUGGGCAUGCUUGAACCUUAUCAUCAAUCUAAUUUUAUUUGUUUAGCCCAUAUUCACAAAUCAGGAUUUGUCUCAUAGGGUUUAACAAGGUGUGACAUUCUCUGCCCUUAACUCUAUUAACAGGGAAAAGAACGGUGAACCCUCAGAGAGAGACCCAUGUGAGGGAUCCCUCUCUCAGGACGGACAGAGGUGCAAUAGAUGCCACGUGAAAUAGAGAACAUCAGAAAAAUAAACAGUUUGUGACAUAACAUCCCGAAACAUCCCACAUGGAAGAUGAUGUUUUUUCAGCUCUGGGCCACGACUGGUAAAUGGUCUGUAUCUAUAAUAGACACUUCAACUUGUUGGAUGGGGUAGACUAAGAUUGAACCAUUGACCUUCUGGUUAGUGGACGAUCCACUCUACCUCCUGAGCCACAGCCACAUUGUUAGGCUAUAGCAAUACCUUAUGGUGCGAAAGAUGGCCUGGAUUUGUUUUAUGCUAUGUGGACUAUAGUCACCAUGUACCAUUGUAGGGUCACAUCCAGAUUACACUUUGCAGAGAGCACCACAAAAAAAAAACCUUAUUUGUUUUGGGGUGUUUGGGCCACAAUGACUAUUUAACAAGUGCGCUCACAUCCAUUUCAAAACCAGAGGUGCCGCAUCAUGGCACAUCUGUAGGACACAACACGUUGUUCGUGUGUAAAAAGCAGUAUUAUUUUGAAAGGCACAGGCAGGAAGUCCCUCCCCGUGUCGCGUGUGGUUGAACCCCGGGCUCCAGCGAUGUGUCGGUGGUACCGGAGGAACCGGAGCGGUGGAUUCAAGUGUGGAAGCAGCCUGUCCGCGGCUCUGACCCCCUCACCUCCUCAGGCAGCUGGGAUGGACCGUGGUCUGGAUGGCUGACAGACGGGGUCGCCGACCAAUCACAUGAUAAGAUGCUGGCUCGCAACCGCUUCCUCCUCCUGGUGGUGGUGGGCGGGGCAGCGCUGGCCGUCAUCAGUCUGAGCCUUCAGUUCUUGAACCUGAUCCCCACCACUCCCAUAGUGGAGGAGCGACCCUUCCAGGCUGAAGAUAGAGGCCAUGGGGCUGCUCUGGGGAAGAGUAGAAAGAGGGUGUUCCCGGUGCCUCACACCCAGGAACCCAACCCUAUAUCUGAGGCCUAUGGCUACUGCAACACCCCCAACCACACCGAACAGGCCUGGGAGGGUCACAGUCCUGCCGACUACAAGCUGCUGUCUGUCCAGGUGAUGAUUCGUCAUGGAGACCGUUACCCACUCUACUACAUCCCUAAAACCAAGAGACCUGCCAUCGACUGCACCCUGUCCCCCCACAGGCAGCCGUCCCAUCCCCUGCUGAACGCCUUCAUCAGCCACAUGGGCCAAGGCAGCCGAGGCCACUGGGAGUCAUCACUGGGCUCUGCUCCCCGUCUGCCCAACCACAGUGUCUGUGAGAUGGGAGAACUCACACAGACAGGUGUGGUGCAGCACCUACACAAUGGGCAGCUCCUCCAUCAAGCCUACAAGCACCACAAUCUUCUCCCCUCCAAUUGGACGCCUCGCCAGUUGUGGGUGGAGACCACAGGUAAGAGUCGGACUCUCCAGAGCGGACUGGCCUUCCUCUAUGGCUUCCUCCCGGAUUUCGAUUGGACGAAGCUGACCAUGCGUCACCAGUGGAGCACGUUGUUCUGCGGCUCGGCCUGUGACUGCCCCGCCAGGAACAGAUACCUCGAGGAGGAGCAGAGGCGGCAGUAUCGGCUGCGGGUGGCUGAUACCGAGCUGGAGAGGAAUUACGCUGACAUGGCGCGGACUUUGGGUCUGCCUACCCGCCAGCUCAGAGCUGCUAACCCUAUAGACUCCCUGCUGUGCCACCUGUGCCACGGCCUGUCUUUCCCAUGUGUUCCCGUGGGGGAGAGCGGCAGUGGUGGAUGUCUGACAAUGGCUCAGUUUGCUGUGAUCCGCCGGCAGCAGUUAGACGACGAGGUGGAUCGGAGAAGAGUGGGGCUGUACCAUAAAUAUGCCGUCCUGGCUAUGUACCCCUACCUGAACAGAACCGCUGCCAAGAUGGAGCGUGUUGCCAAGAGCAGCGAGGCUGGAAGACAGCCUCGCGCUGGCGGCGAGGAGGUCUUCACCGUCUCUUCAGCUCAUGAUGUCACCAUGGCCCCUCUGCUGAGCGCCCUGGGCCUGGAGGAGGCCAGGUUCCCACGUUUCGCAGCCAGAGUGGUGUUUGAACUGUGGAAGAGUCCCCCAACAAUGCAAGGGCAGCUGAAAAAGAAAGCUGGCAAAGCUAAAGACGGGGAGCUGUUCAUCAGGGUGCUGUACAACGGAGAGGACGUAACAUUUCAUACCACUUUCUGUCGCUCUCAUAACCAUCACGCAGGCCAGCCCCUCUGCCCUCUGAAGAAAUUCCUGUCUUUUGUCAGGAAAGACAUGUUCAGUAUUUUCAAUGCUACUUCUUACCAAGGCGCCUGCUACAGACGCCCUGGUUGACCGAUGGACAGAUUACACGAGGGUGAAAGAGGAAGGAUGAUGAGCUGGUAGAUGGAUGUACUUUUCUUGUUUUUUUUUUAGUUUUUCACUUUUGAAGAUGAUGCACUUUUAUGCUGCUCACGGUGUCUUAAGAUUCCACGUAUUUUAAAUGUAGUAGUUUAACAUUCAUGAGCACAAAGUUGUUCAGUACUGAACAUUUCCUGCUUAGAGGUCUUCGGUUUCUAACAUUUCUACAAACUUUCUAAAAUACCUUUUUGAAUCUUUUUCAUCUUCUCAAGCAAAAUCUGUGAGAGAUAAACUAAUCAAGGGGAGUUGUACUUGGGGCUGUGCGAUAUGACCAAAAUCUCAUAUCCAGACAUAACAACAUAAAAAUGUACAUACCUUUUUUCUUGAAUGUGUAAAAUUGGGAGAUCACAUUACAUAUGUUAAGUUCCAACAUCAGCUUUAAUCUCCAUCCAUCUUUAUGAUAUUAAGUGUUUCAGUUUAGGGUUUGUUUUGUUUUAACAAUAACUUGAAUUUAAAUAGCGCCUUUCAAGAGACCAAAGGACGCUUUACAUAUGUGUUUUGAACAUGACUGCCCUAAUGUGGCUUUCAUCCAUCGAACGUCUCCUUCAUUUUUCGAUGAUUCACGAUUCUAAUGUUGGUGCUAAAUAAGGUUAGUGGGUUUGUUGUGGGGACAAUUCUGCUCCAUUUGAACUGUUUUCUGGUCCAUGUCUGAUUUUUCACACCCUACCUAUUUUUUUCUUGGCUGGUAGGAGUCCUCCUGUCCACAAUCACCCGCUCUGUCAUGAUUACUCUCCUCCGUGUUUGUUUGUGUCUUUAUUCAGAUUUCCUGCCUGCAUCCGUGCAGUUAAAAACCAUAGAGCAUAAUAUGAAAUGAUAGAUGUUGUUCUCAUGCCACACGGUAUUUAUCGUCACAUUGCACAGCCCUAGUCGUACGGCACGUAGCCACUUUAUUCCUACAUUCCAUAAUACCAUGGAAUUGUAUUCCCUGCCUGCAAUAAAUGAGGGAAUAUCCAAGCUGGAAAUACUAUGCUGGAAUAACCAUUCUUGGAAAAUAUUUUGUGGUAUAAUAAUCUUUUCAAUGAAAAUACACUUUUGGCUAAUUUGGGCCAAAAUACUUAGUAUUACUGACUUCUUUGUUAUUUGCAUAUCUUUGAGUAUUAAUUUUCAUUGCAGUAGCUGUCUCCUUAACUAUCGAUUAUUUCUUUCACUCAUUGAAGUGGAUCUUUUUUCUUCGUUUUAUUAAAAAUGGUUGCGGUACUGUCACAUGAUCGGUGAUUUUAUCGUAGAUUAAUUUACAGCUGCAGAACAUCUGUGUUUAUAUUACUUUCGAUAGAACUGGUUACAUUCCAUUGUGGUUGUUUGUUGGAUACUAAAUCUAACAGUGAUCCAAGUUUAAUUUUGAAAUUCUAUUGUAAAGCACAUACAGUAAAAUAAAUACUCGU
Molecule: messenger RNA, 4456 nt
Organism: Paralichthys olivaceus (Japanese flounder)
Lineage: Eukaryota; Metazoa; Chordata; Actinopteri; Pleuronectiformes; Paralichthyidae
Gene: pxylp1
Product: 2-phosphoxylose phosphatase 1
Biological process (GO): dephosphorylation; chondroitin sulfate proteoglycan biosynthetic process; glycosaminoglycan biosynthetic process
Cellular component (GO): Golgi apparatus
Molecular function (GO): phosphatase activity
Source: RefSeq, a predicted model, not a curated record